UCGCAGUUCGACGGUUAGAGGUUAUGAAAAGUCGGGCAGAGUUGCUCUAAGACAGGCAGGAGAGUGGUGUUGAAUGGGACGGAACAAAAGAAAAUCCACGAUUGCGUGUUUAGCGUGUCUGUGAAAAGAUCUGUUUAAAUGGCUGUCUUUUGAUGUGUUGUACAGUGAAUGUUGUACGUGAGAAAUCUGCAAUGUUACGACUUGCGGAAAGUGUUGUCUGUGCAGUAACUGUUACUACAUGUAGUGAUCGGGUAAGCAGUGAGUGACUGCAUGGUCGUUGUGUUACGUGCUUUUGUUCUGUUUGCGGUACAUGCGCACAUGUCUGUGUAUUUGUUUUAUUUAUUGAUUUUUUGGCCCUCCCCUUACACCGCCAUUUCAUUGUUAUCUUUAUGUUUCUUCUUUAAUAUUUUCCUUACUUCUAGUCUUGCGUAUUGAAAGGUGUGACAACUGAACUGGGAACUGAUUGGGAAUAAUAGCGGCUAUAUUAUGAACAUCAAAAUCUUUCGUGAAAUAACGUCUGCAAAAAGAGUGAAGUAUUUUUGCCAGGAAGAUAAAGUAUUUUAUGGUAUUUGUGGCAAUUCCUGAUGCAUCGUUUUAUUUUAAUUUGUUUGAGCAGUAGUCUUAAGUGACAGUGGACUUUUAGUGUUAAAAUGUGUUGGCAUAAAGGCAGCAAAGAGUGCGACAAAGACAGUAAAUAACCACGAAUCGUCUGACUGAGCAGUAUCGGGUUAUGUGAUGAUGAACCGAUGGUUUGGUUCAAGGACUCUGAGAGCGACAGGACGAAGAGUGGCACAUUAUGCGUUCGAACCAGAGACUUGCUUGAUCCGAAGACCAUCAUUGUUUCUGUUCCCAAAACAGAAAACAGGAACGAUGACUGCUGCAUCCACAUUCUUCAACGUCUGCUUCCAUCUUAAUCCGGCGUAGCUAAUAAAAGUACCGGAAGUGUGUGAAAUGGCGGCUACAUCUGUGAGGUUACCCAGCAAGCACCAGACGCCACUGAAGACUCUGAAUCGCGGGAAUAACUUCCUGCGAGCUCACCGGACAGUGAACACAGCGAAACGGAAGAGUGCCGUGGAGCUGCUGCAGGAGUCGAAAGCGUUCUAUGUGAAAUCCGAGACAGUUUUGGAUCGAAAGCAGGAACUGAAAAACAGUGGACAUCUUCAAGUGACUUCCUCAGCUGUGGACACAGUGUUUUUACGAGGUCCGUUGCUAAAAAAGUCAUCUGGUCCAACGUGGGUCAACAAUGUUCAAAACCGAGAUCCCGGUAGCAGGCUUGAACAGGACAGUGGAAAAUAUCUGCAUCAACAUGUGUUGCUUCUGAGUCCUCCACCAACAUUACCACCACGCCCAAACCCAUUGCAGUUUGCUUAUCAGCAACCUACUCCACCCCCUCUUCCUCCUAAAUCCCCGCGCCUUGUGCCAGCUGCACAGAGGCGCUCAGGUUCAAAUCCUAGUGGAGACCAGCUUCAGACCAAACUUCGCCGUUUGCUCAAUGCUGACUCUAAAGAGAACUUGUAUCGACGACUGUGGGAUAGCGACGAUCAGGAUGUGAAGACAGUGGCAGGAGAUGAGCGGCCAUUUGCCGUACCACGCCCAUAUGGAUGUAGCGUUUCUCAGGUGCAGACUACGGUUUCAUGUGCAAGUCCAAGUAAUAUCUGCAGAGUUCACCAUAAGUCUCUGCCAGAUCUGCAUACCAGUCCUAACAGGACAAGUGGCUCCUCUUCUAGCAGCACUAAUGAUUCCAGCAGUAGCAACAGCAGCGAGCACUUUAGGCACUCUGUCGGAUCAGCGCCAGGAGCUGCCAUGAGCACCACAUCUCGAUGUAGUCAACCUAACCUGAGCUCCAGUCAGUUCCAAUCAUUUGCAACAAUAUCACAUAGGUUACCAUCAGGAGAGGGUGGAGAAGAUAGUCCAGAUACAGAUAGGAGCCCUGACACUGUGUUGGAUGCUGGCAAAGAUGAAUUCUCUGCUGCUCAGCACAACAGCACCAGCAGUUACAGUGAUAGCGGUGCAGAGGAACCAACUGCAUCACUCCAGUAUAGAGUGACUACCUGUGAUACAAGUCAGAAAAGUGAGAGACGCCGCCCUGUCUUGAGAUCAAAAUCAGAUAUUAGUCAUCGAUACUCCGCAGCUCCAAGGCCGCCACCUCCUCCCCAACCUCGAUCUGGUGCCCAACUGGAUAAGUUCUUUGAGCAGUUGGGCCUUGACACUGGCGACUUCAGGUCAUUAUCAGCACCUGCUUCUGGUUCAUCAUCGCCUGUGUUCUUUGAGAGUGUGAGUUCAGUGGAUUCUUGGACAAGUCCGUGGAGUGGUGUCGGGGGGACCGGACCUGGCAGUGGGGGAUCCAGUAACCUUCAGAGACCUAUAGAGCAACUCUCCAUUGUUGAACGAAAUGCACGCAUUAUCAAGUGGCUGUGCAAUUGUCGCAAGGCUCACCUUGCAACGAGGAAGUCCAGCUGACUUGUGCAUACUAAGCAGGGGUAAUUUGUUUCUAACUUUUUGCAGCAGAUAAACUAUUUGGAAAGCUCAGAAUAAAGAAACUCACUUUCUGGUGCACAAUCCAUUGAAUUAAAUUCUGGGCCUUUCAUGUACUGUUAUAUAUACACCCAAAAAUUAUCCGAUCUGGUUGGUACUUGGGGUUAAAGUGACCUAAUUGAUUGGCCUGUAGGAAACAAAAGAAAGUUCCUGCUUCUUUUCCUGCCAGUACUGUUUCUAGGCUUGCAUUUUCACCUGGAUUAAAAUUUUGGACUGACAUUUUGACAUAAUAACAAAAUAUCAUUGCUUGUAACAAGCAGAUUUGUUUCUGUCAUAUUCUAGUAACAGUAUUUUGGUAUUAAUGGGUGAAAUAUAUAUACAAUUUAAGCCGUAGUUUUAAUAUAAGUGGACAGUACAGUUUUAAUCUAUGAUGACCCGUAGAUUGUCUCAGACAUUCCUUUACGUGUGAUGGGUUCGACCCAGGUGUUAUAUGUUAAAAUUAUUCAACAACUACUUUGUCUUUUAAGUAGGAUACCUUGUAUCUUAAAGAAUUUAGUUUGGAAAGAAGUAUAGUCAUACCACAUGUCGGUAUAAUCUUACCUGUUGUUAUAUAAGCUUGUUUUUCCAGUACCUAGUCCAAUGGUAUUCAACCUGGGGUACGCAAAGACAUCUUAGGGGGUAGGUGAAAUUUAAAAAAAUACAUAUAUUAUUUUAUGAUAAGCACUGAAUAAUCAGUAAUGUCAUUUAUUUAAUUUAUUUUAGAUGUAGAUUAUACACCAACAACUUUGGGGGUACAAAGUUGAAGAGAAAUUACAUCUGGGGGUACGCAAACAAAGAAGGUUGAAUACCACUGCCCUAGUCCACAUAGCUGAGUACUGUCAUAUGUGUAUACAUGCUAUACAUGUUUUGGUGCAUUAUAUAGGAGAAUAGCUCAGUAUGACUGCAUAUUUAAAUUGAGAAAAGUGAGAAAAUAAUAUCAGUGCACGGUAAGUGCAACAAUAAUUACUUUGAGAUAUAAGAAUGUUGCUGCUUAAUGUAUUAGUAAUGUUUAUACUGCGCUAUUUCUGUGCCAGUGGAGUAGUGUAAUAUGUAGUAGUACUACAAGCAAAAUGGAAUUAAGUUGUAAUACCCGAUGGUAGAAAUUUAAUGUAAUUAGUUCGGAACUCUUAAUAUUCCUGUGGUAGCUGGAAGAUUGAAUUCUGUGUGAUCCUAUAGCAUACACUAUACUAUAAUAAUUCAGGUUUUCUAGGUGGGAUAUAAUCUCAAAGUAUACUGCCCCCCAAGUUCUCUUCUAAACACAGGUAUGUUAGAAUUAUUUUGUAAGAUUUGAGGUUUUCACAGCAGUGAGUAUGAAGAUUUCUGUCUUAUGGGUUGUUGCGCUGUGUAGUCUGGUUGAUGUUAACCAACGAUUCAUCGCCCUGAUGACGGAGGCAGUAUGACCUCUGAAACAUUGGUUAACAUCGACCAGACUACACAGUGCAACAACCCAGAAGACAGAAAUUUAGAAUUAUUUUACUUGGGUUCACAGAGGCACUAACAAGACUUUAACGACAGGGUUAAUGAUUUAGUGGUAUGCUAGUGUGUGACACUUGGCCAGCUCACUGUGCAUAAGAUGUGACACGUCAAGAUCGUGUUGGCUGGAAGAGUACAUGAGUGAGUAUUCUUGCCGAGAUUUAAGCACUGCUCCACUGGCCGUGGCCUAUUGUAUUUAAUACAUAUGAGUAUGUCUGGCAAGUUUUGGUUAGUCCAUAGCUACCUGAUGUUUCUAAUAAUGACCAAAUCAAUGUUAUUUGACUUUGCUGUGUUUUCAACACUGCCAUAAAUAUUGGCCUCAAUUUGGAGAGAUAAAUAAUAGAGGUAGUUAAUAUUUUACAUUAUUUCUCUUAGUAAUGUAAAGUGAUUUAUGUCUGUUACAUAAAUUGUUAAUGUGGUUGUGAUAAAUCCACUCAUAAAUAAAGCAUGAAAUGAAAAAAUUGCUGUUAAUAGGGAUGCUUCUUUUGUUAUAUUCCCAUGUUAAUUAUGGAGAUGUAUGGUUUGACCAGUAAUUAUAUGUAAAACUAAAAUGUAAUUUUGUGUACAAAUCUUUUGGUUUGUUUUGAAUAUGAUUGGACUUGCAAAGAUAUAAAAUGUAUACAGAAACUCUUUUUCAGAAGAGAAAUUUGUUAAUGGUGUAUAUUAAUUACAUGUGAGGUAGGUUCAGUUGAUCAGCCUGCUUUUAAUUUUAAGUACACUUGUACAAGUAUGUGAUAAUUUUUGUGGUGCAAUGUAGAGUAAGUGCUUUCUAGGAUCCACUCCCAUAUUAGGAGUUAGACACAAUAUUUUUGCAUUUCAGAGAUUUUAGGAUUGUUUCUUGAAAUAGGUAGGAGCAUUGUUAUGAGAUUACCAAAAUUCAGGAUUUCUUUCCUACAUUAGAAUAUAAAGGAUUAAGUAUUGCCUUAACUUUGCAUAUUAUAACAAUAUCCAAGGUGAAUUUUUUGCUAUCUGUAAUACUGUGCAGUUAAUUUUGGGCUGGGUAGUGCCACAAUGCAGGAUGAACAAAUUAUAACUGCUUCCCGGCAUGAUACAAGGUAAGAAAUUGCUAUCCAAGCAGUAGAAGUGAUCGGAGCUACAAUCACUUUAUUCAGUCUGUCUUUGGGCAACUGAGAGAAAUUACUGGAAAGUGAAGGAAGAUAAAUUGUCAGAAUGUUGAAUGAUUAUGUCGGAUGUAACUGCUUUCAGAUAUUGGUAUUACAUAACUGAAAUAUGUUUAUUAAAAAAUAAAUAUGUAGGUAUCAAAAUCAUCAAGUUGUAGUGAAACAAUACUUUGACUACUGUUUAAUAUUUUUGUUAUUCAUAUGUGUAAAUAUCUCUCUUCAGUGACCCAGAAAUAGUGAACUUGUAUUUGUUUUAAUGACUUCCCUAUGCUCAUUAUGAAAUUUGAGAAAAGACAUUGUUUCUCAUUAAUGUCUUUUUCUUCUUGGUGAAAUGAUUCUUGUAAAAUUAAUUUAUUACUUACUGGCUGUAUGAAAUCAAAUUUUAUAUAUUCACUAAAGAAUCAUAGGUAAAGACUAGCUACUUCCCUCAAAUGAAGAGAAGAGAUUCUUAAGUGCAGUUUCACCACAUUCUGCUGGGAAGAAGCCCUGGUUUAAAUGCUGUUACCAAGUGGAAGGAUAGAUGAAUAGACAUAAAUGAAAUUCAUUGACUUAUUACAUUCCAUACAGAGUACAGAGUUCAUUAACGUGAAAUAAGGUGAAAUUAAAAUUAUAUUCUUCUCCUUUAGAAUAUUGGCAGUUUAAUCCUGUAAGUUGUCUACACUUGUAUACACCUCAUCUUCGGUUUCGUGUAUCUGAUCAGAAUGAAUGUUUGUCUUAAUUUCCACAAUAUCUGUACAUAGGUAACAAGCAGGCCUUUUUCAUACUGAAACCUACUUCACAUUACAGUAAUUUUGUUGUUUUCUUGUGUAUGACGUUGGUUGAUUUUGUUGAUUCUUGAGACUGAGGAACACCAAAGGCUGUAUGUGUUUUCAUUGAGCAAAUAUUUGUAACAAUACUUUUAACUAUUAAAAAUUUCCUCACAUUUAUACAGUCCACGACUGUAAUAUAGAGACUUGCGGAGUGAGGUGGUGGGGUGAAGGAGGAAGGAGGAAAGAUAGUGUCUGCCUUUAACGCUCUGGACUUACUGCAUUCCUUGCAAGUCUCAAGAUUACAGUCGUGGACUGUAAGUAUUGAUAUUAUCAAGGAUUCCUCAAGAGUAUCUGAAAUCUGAUCUCAGUUUAAGGCCUGAAAGAAUUCUCACUGGCUAUGUUUAUUUCAUUGUAAUUACUGUAUAAUGCCAUAGUUUUUGCUGCUUGCUUUGUGAUUACCAUGCUGGUUACAUAAGAAUAUUCAUCACACUUUUUAAAAUAUUUGUACAUGCAUGCUAAUUUUGCAAAUGAAAUUAAUUAGUCAUAGGAUAAUUUGGUACAACUGAUGGAAUUUUAAAAUUAUGUGUUAAUAAUAAUAUUAAUAAUAUUUAUGAGAAUAAACUAGUUGUCAUAUUUUGAAAAUACAAUUUUAUGCUUAUAAAGUCUGUUAAAACACUAAUGACAGUAUGAAUUUAUAUUCUACCGUGUGCGUAAGUCUGUCAUGUGAAGGCCUAUAAGUCACAGGUAGAUUUAACAGGGGUUCAAACAGUUUUCUACCUUAUGAGGCCUGUGUCACAGAUUGUAUUAAAAGAAUCUCAGAAUUUAAAUUAACUUGGUAUAAAUAAUAAGUCACAGAACAUAACAGGCAACAUAAACACAUUUAUAUACAGGUGCCCCAAAAAGAUAUCUGCACAUACUAUGGAAUAUUAACCUUUAUGGGUCAUUCUGUAUAUUCUGUGCUCAUAAAUGUUUUAAGUAAGCAUGUCUCCACAAGAUCAGAUGUUAUAUGUUCCAGAAAUUAUAAGACAUCUCCUUUACAUGUGCUGGAGUAACUCUGAAGUUGAGAAUUGUUUUUAGGAUAUUGUUAUUCUGUGUUUGUAUAUUCUGUACAAUGACUGAUAUGUAAACGUACACAGCUUGUAUGUUCCCACAAAUAAAAAGCCUACAAAAUUAGAAACCCAGAACAAAUAAAUUAUGACAAGCUUUUAUGCCACUGUGAGAAUUUACAAAACACGCAUCAAAAUACUAAUAUUUCUUUUACGUGAUUGUACAAAAUUGGAGACAACACCAUGGAGGAGUAUAUUCUGUGUAGAGGUAUAAAGUUUCACAUACUGUAGAUCUUGGCACUAGACAAAGCUGAGUGGUCAGCUUCACACAUCAUCUGCAUUAUCUCAAGAGUAAGAUCCUUUGGCUCUCACUAGAUAAGAGACUGAGAAUGCCCAGACCUGAUUUGGUUGUGGUGGCAAAAAGUUCUGCCUCUACCAGGAAUGUGUAAUAACAACAUAAAAAAAAUAACACUCACAGAAAGAUGAACAAGUACGUCCAUAUAUUCACAUAAGUAUAUGGCAUUUUUGUAGUUACAUUUUUCUAUCUUCCAGAACAUUCAUCUUCAUUAUUGUCCAAAGCUGAACAAUGGCCGAGUCUUAAAUGUAUGGUAUGUAUCAUAGGAGAUUUCCUGCAAUAAAGGCACUAUCAUGGAAACAAUUCUCUACUUUUUUGCAGAGAAUUAAUUGUCUGCAGAUAAAUGUAAUUUUUUAUAUAAAAGAAUUAUGUAGCUAACAUAUUUUUAAUCCUAAAUCUGUAAUAGGAUGAUAAGGCUGCAACUCUUACAGGUUGAAAUAGAACAUGUGUGAAGAAACAGUUGUACUACAGUUGUUGAAUAUAUCGUCAAGUGUAUCUUUCAUCUUUCAGAGUGUGCCAGUUUAUUGUGAUCAAACCAAGAGGGGCCUAUUGAUAUUCCCAACAGGUGUUCUAGAGGAAAAUAAGGUAUGAGCAUAGAGUGGGCAUUUACAUAUUUUCUUAAAUACCACUUAGAGUAUGCAACAUCAUAAAUCAGAAUCAGAAUUUUGUACAUAAAUUUGUUUUACCACUGGAUUCUGUCAUAUAUUUUAAGCAUUUUUACACAUAUUGUACAUAUUUUUAAAUGUUUUUCACUAUGAAUCAUUUGUAAAAUUAUAAUUUAUAUUUAAUAUUUUAUGUGAAUGAUAGAAUCAAACAUGUUGGCUAUUAUAAGUACAAAGCAAUGAGUCCAUUGAAGUUCAAUGGGAAAUCUGAGAGACCUGAACUGAAGCAGUUAUGUUCUAUCCAUUGUUCUCUACAGCAUAAAAGGUACUUUUUGUGAACAUACUUUUAAGCAACUUUCUGCUAAUACCAGUUUUAAAAUUUUGACAUUUUUCUUGUGUUGAUGACAUAGUUGGGCACUAAUGAAAUGUGCUAUCUGACUCAUGGUUUAGAAGAUCAAAUUUCUUGUACGUUUUGAGCACCCUAUAGAAUAAAUUGGAAGUUGCUUAACAGGUUUAACAUGUUCAUCCUUCACAUUGUUAAUUUAGUAUGAUACAGCUUGUCAGACAAAGUUUAUGAUGCCCAUUAAUUUCUGAAAUUGCAGUUCAUUUACUGAGAGGUACUUGAGAGGUUAAAUGUUUCUUUCCGUUUACAAUUUGAUCUAGAAACAUGAAGCAUGACAGAAUUUGAGACAUAUUUUUAGGUACUCUGAACCAAACUUAAGAAAGUGUAGUAAGAACAAGUUCAGCAAAGUACUUUGUGAGAAGCUAAUAAUGUUGAUUUCACAAAUUGUAUAAUGGAAAUAACAAAAUUUUUCUUGUAAAAUUGAUCAAACCCACUGAAAUUAUUCCACAUUCUGACCUAAGUUGGUUUGGAAUUUAGAGGUUAGAAUGUUAUUUAUCAAACUGUGAUACUUGCACUCAGAGUUAUAUAUGAACCAAUUAGUCCACUUUCAUAUCUCAUGUUUUUCCCAUGGGUUUAUAUAAGUGAAAACUACAGAUACAGUGGUUUUCAUUUUACUUGAUUUAGACACUACUUGUCAUCUGCAGACGUUUGCAUUCUUCAGUUCUGUAAUUGAAGACCAGAGAGCAACAGUGGUCUACACAAAUUAUUGAAACAGAUAAAAUGGUGAUAAAGUUAAACAUUAUUACUCUGAUCCCAUUUUGUAAGAUUCUGAAAGUAACAGAUUUAAACCAACAACUCAUAUGUGGUUCAACCAUCCUUUAUAUAAAAUAGAGAGCAAUAACAAGAUUGUAUUUCUUGUAUUAUUUAAGAUGUUCUAGCUUUGUGGGUUAGGCCACUGUUGCUCCCAGGUCUCCAAUUAAUGAGGAUCUUCAAGACUCCACUUUACAACUAUUUUGGUGUGCAUGCUAAAGAAUAACUUGAAUGACAUUUAUUUACUAUUUCACAGAAAAAUUACUCUGGCCAUCAAAUGUUCUCUGAAUUAUGUUAAGACAACAAAAUAGUGAGAAAUAAAAGUGAAUCUGGUUGUGGUAAAGUGAAGCUGCCCAACUACAUGUCAUGAAGGUGCUUGGGGGAGUAGAGGAGGUAUAGCUCCUACUUGCUCUUGACCUCUUACACUAGAUGGGGGAAAUGGUCAGCAUCAUAAUUUGGCUGUGCUUUAUCCCCAGGUAAAGGACCCCAGUUACCCACUGAAUAGGAAGCUGGGUGAGCCUCAGAGCUGGUCUGGAUGCAGAGGCUAAAAGAACAAUCCUUUGCCCCUGCUGGGGAUCAAACCCUGGUCAUCCAGUCACUAUACUGACUGAGCUACCCUGUCUCUUGGUUGUGGUAAAAAUUAUUGGAAAAAAAAUACAGGAAGCUGAAAAUACCUUUUUUCUGUUACUAAUGAAACUGACUAAUUUGUGUGGUUCCUGCUUUGCAUUUCAGUAGUUUGUGUGUAGUUUGUUUCUAAAAUUUACUUCAUCUUACCUAAACUGCUUCCUGUUGAGUUUUCCUUACAGAUUAAUAUGUUUACUUCCAUAAAUGCAGAAUGUGUCUUAUGUUAUUGUCAUGCAUUCUAGUAAAAUCAAAAUGACACUGUUUGGUUUGUAAAGUAUCAUUGGCAGUUGUAAUUGUAAAUACUUAACAUUAUUUCAUUGCAUUUGCUGUAAUAUUUGUGUUUGAUAAUUGUAUAUAUUGGAAGUGUUCAUGUAUUUUGUCUUAAGUACUGUAUAUGAACCAAAAGUAUUUCAGCCAAGUCUCAUUAUACUUUGAGAAAAAUUAAUUAAUUACUUGAUGUUUUACCAGUGUGAUGCUUGACAGAUAUGGCUAAUCAAUUUUAAAAAUUAUUUACUUUCUUUGAGAGUAUGUUUGAGACUUGUUGCUCAUUUUGUUGGUAAAUUUGACAUUGGUUUCGUCAGUCUAUUAAAUUAUAGCAGUUUGAGCUUUCUCAAAAUAAUAAUUUCAUAAUUGAAAAGAAUAGGUCUUCCAUUUUAUGCAGUUUAAUCAUAUAGAUAACUAGAAUAUUAGAUGCACAUAUAGAUGGACUCUAGUCUGGAUUUUAAAAUAUGUGACAUGUUAAAAUAUUAAGAAGAUUUAGUGGUAUGGAUAAGAUUGUAGGUUUUUAUGUAAGAGCUCUACAGUGAAGAAUUAGCCUGCUGGUUACUUUUGUUGUAUAUAAUAAUUUACUAGGACUUAGCAUUCAAUAAACAAACACAUCCUCA
This is a messenger RNA of Zootermopsis nevadensis, 10521 nucleotides long. The record is from RefSeq and is a predicted model, not a curated record. Lineage: Eukaryota; Metazoa; Arthropoda; Insecta; Blattodea; Termopsidae.